AUGAAGUUCCAAGCUCUCGUCGUCGCUGCCGUAGCCGUAUCUGUCUCUGCCCGUCAGGCGGCAGCCAUUAUUGGAGAUCCCAUCGCGGACUUUAAGGCCGAUGCUAUCUCUACUGGUUGCUAUGAAGACGGAGCUAACACCGUGGAGUGCAUCGAAAAGCUGGCCAUCGAUGAUAUUAACGAUAUCUACGGAGACUUGAAGCCUUUGCUAAUGCUUACCCUGCCGCUUCCUACUGUUACUGCAGCUGUGGAGGAUUGCUAUGGUGAGGCAGAUUGCGCCGCAACAGCCGCGUGCAACGCGGGAUACAACAGUGAAGGCCUAGCUUUGGAACUACAGACUAACUUGGUUGAUCCCGUUGCCGCAUGCUGUGGAACAGAUGAUGUACAGACCUGCACAGAAGCUGCCAUCGAUGCUGGAAUUGCUCCUGCGCAAGAGGCGAUUGCCGGAGCUGGACGAUAAAUAUGUAUCAUUUACAUCCUGACUGGCAUAAAAUACAAAUAAAAAAAUCAGUA
Molecule: messenger RNA, 512 nt
Organism: Sphaeroforma arctica JP610
Lineage: Eukaryota; Ichthyosporea; Ichthyophonida
Exons: 2
Coding region: 1-459 (152 amino acids)
Source: RefSeq, a predicted model, not a curated record